UCCUGAACAUGAAACUAAAUGUUCUUUUGAAAGAAGAAGUUGGUAUCACUAUCCGCCGUAUGGUGCUUGGCCAUCAAACUUUGAGGAAGCUCGAAAAAUGUUCGAUGUACUGGAUUCGGACGAGAUCAAUGAUCAAAAUAUUAUUGUUGAAGAAAAUAUUAUAAUUAAAAAUCAAAUCGAUGAUCCUAUUAUUUUACCAUCAAACAACACUAACAUUUCAUUAUAUGGAGAACCGAAACCAGGGGUUACCUAUAUUCGAAUUUAUUCUAAGAAAGUUGAUACAGCCCUCACAUACAAAUAUCAAGAAAAUAACUUAGUGUAUUUUCUAAUUGUGGAAGUAAAGCUUCCUCAUGUGCCUUUUAACGGAGUUUAUGAUAAACUCUUAAGAUCAAUAAAUGAUGCAAUCAAUAGAUUUCUAAUUUACAUAGCCAAGGAUGCUUUGAAUAUUACAAGUACAUUAAAAGAUCUUUUAACGAAAUUAAGAUGGAUAGCAGUUUUCGUUGCUGAGGGAAGUUUUUCUUUAAUCGCUAUUAGGCUUAUGGAAAAUCAUCAACUUCGCUUGAGUUUUCCUGUAGGUGAAGCUAAAAUUCCUUUAAAAUCUGACAACAUUUCAGAUUCAAUCUCUUUGCUGAGUUUAUUGAUCUAUAUUAAGGUGACCGUUAAUGAAAACUUAAAUAUUUUAAGAAAAAUUGAAAAGGAAAUUGAAAGUAUUAAGAAAUUCCACAACAGAAGCGAAGGAAAUCGAAAUACACGAGACUUCCUUAUGAAUGCUGUUCAAGUAACGCCAUCAACACCUCUGAAAAACUUUAAAUGA
This is a messenger RNA of Dentiscutata heterogama, 814 nucleotides long. NCBI's taxonomy places the organism in Eukaryota, Fungi, Glomeromycota, Glomeromycetes, Diversisporales, Gigasporaceae. The record is from the annotation of a GenBank genome assembly.